AUGGACGGGCAGUGGGACUUAGUUAUAUCGUCGCUGCAGGAUAUAUACAAUGCGAACGAGGUGACGGCGUUCGAUGAGGACAUGGAGAUGAAGAAGCUUAACUUCGAGAAUUUGGAACUCGCUCAAUUGGAUGAGUACUUUGACAAGUUCCAAGAGCACAAGGAGAACAUUAGAAGAGCACAUAGGCUAUUGGAGACAGUGCGCACUAACUUGGCUACCGUGAUCGAAAACACCGAACCAAGCCAGUCGGCAGCAGGUACACCUGGGCCUAACCAUAGUGAAGAGGUAACUCCUGGUGGUUCUGGUGCUGCAGCUAAUGCAGUUGCUACUGGUCCUCUGGGCAAGCUGUACUGGAUCAGUCAAUUUUGUUCAAACGAACCUAUCUAUCUGCACUCUGAGGUCGCGUAUAAGCCCAAAAAGGGAAACAUCGAUGGCGAGUGGUUUCAAUGUGAAGUGGUCAAGAUCUCCAGUGAUGGGAUGAGGUUUGAAGUCAUGGACCCUGAGCCCGAUGAGCAAGGUAAGACUGGCAAGGUGUUCAAGUGCUCGUGGAAGGAUUUGUUGUUGAUCCCACCGGAGACUACUCCAAGAUCCAAAAUACCUAACUAUCCACCAGGUACUCAGGUGCUAGCAAGAUAUCCUGAAACCACUACUUUUUACCCAGCUGUGGUAAUUGGAAACAAGCGAGACGGUACUUGUAGAUUACGUUUCGAUGGCGAAGAAGAUGCCGAGAAGGAAACUGAGGUGCCUAGAAGACUCGUCUUACCUUCUCCAAUGAUCUCAGCAUUCCCAACAAAAAAAUGA
This is a messenger RNA of Nakaseomyces glabratus, 801 nucleotides long. RefSeq names its product Sgf29p (gene SGF29). Gene Ontology annotation, cellular component: SAGA complex. The record is from RefSeq and is a predicted model, not a curated record. Lineage: Eukaryota; Fungi; Ascomycota; Saccharomycetes; Saccharomycetales; Saccharomycetaceae.